Messenger RNA from Brettanomyces nanus, 1332 nucleotides. RefSeq lists its product as uncharacterized. Gene Ontology annotation, molecular function: RNA binding. The record is from RefSeq and is a predicted model, not a curated record. Lineage: Eukaryota; Fungi; Ascomycota; Pichiomycetes; Pichiales; Pichiaceae. The transcript has a single exon. Bases 1 to 1332 code for a protein of 443 amino acids.
AUGUCAGGAAUAUCGAAUCUAUUUGGAAAAGGAACUAAAGAUGAGAAAGUGAGUGGGUUGUUUUCUAAGCCGUCGAAGAUUGACACCAAGUCGUUAGUUAAGGAGAAGAAAAGACAUGUUAUUGAGAUCGCCGAGGAAGUGGAUGAAGAGGAGGAGAAGCAACUUCGAAAACAGGAGAAGAAACUCAAAAGGAGAGAAAGAAAGCACAAAGAUGCUGAAGAUACAUCGAUGGAGGAUAAGUAUAUGAGCAAAUUAGUGGAGGAGGAGGACAGAGAGACAGAGGAGCAGGAGAAAAAAGACAGAGAGACAGAGGAGGAGGAGAAAAAAGACAGAGAGACACUGGAGGAAAAGAGCCCAGAGACAGUUUCAGAGAAGAACUCGGAAGCCUCAGAUUUCAUUAGCUCUCAGAAGCCAGCAAUGCCGGCAAUAACUAUGGACUUUAAAGCAAAAGAAUUGUCUAAAGCAGAUAGAACUAUCUUUGUUGGUAAUGUUCCGGCAGAAGCAAUGUCAUCCAAAAAGGAUACGAAACGAUUCAAGAGAGUGUUUUCUGAUUUUGUUAAGAAAAGUCCGGAAGAAGAGUAUCAACCUAUUGAAUCAAUGAGAUUCCGAUCGAUACAUACAGACACAAAUGCACCGAGAAGAGCUGCAUUUAUUACGAAAGCGAUCGAAGAAGGAGGAGUAGUGAACAGUUAUAUAGUGUUCAAGAAGGAGGAAGAUUCUAUGAAAGCUCUGAAGCUUAAUGGAGUCAUUUACGAAAACCAUCAUUUACGUAUUGACCAUCUAACACAUCCAAUGAAGCACGAGAAUAAACUCUCAGUAUUUGUUGGUAAUUUGGACUUUGAAGAGACUGAAGAAAGUUUAUGGAAAUACUUUGAAGACAAACUAGGAGAUAAAGAAGAUAAGGAACAAAAGACGGUUUGGAAUGUGCGAAUAGUGAGAGACUCCAAAACAAACUAUGGUAAAGGAUUUGGAAUUGUUCAAUUCACAGAUAUGAAUUAUGUCGAGAGAGCAUUAUUACUUGAUGGAAAGAAGCUGACGACUUCUAAAAAGCCUAGAAGAUUGAGAAUUGCCAGAUGCAAAUCUAUCAAAAAGGUUGAGGAAAGGGGAGAAAGGAGGAAGAAAAGAACCCGGGAUCACUUCGACAAUAUUCUUAACGAUAAGCAAAAAAGUACAGUUGGCAGGGCCCGGAAGGUGCUUGGAAAAAGAGAUAGAAGAGAGGCCGGAAUGCCUGUUUUGGAAGGACAACGAGCACACGAAGGCAGUAGGAUUGAAGGUAUUACGAAUAAGAGAAGAAAGGUGAAGAAGCCAAGAACAAAAAAGAGACUUAAUUAA